Messenger RNA from Apis dorsata (giant honeybee), 1393 nucleotides. RefSeq names its product ketohexokinase-like. Bases 1 to 1266 code for a protein of 421 amino acids. Lineage: Eukaryota; Metazoa; Arthropoda; Insecta; Hymenoptera; Apidae. The record is from RefSeq and is a predicted model, not a curated record. Gene Ontology annotation, biological process: fructose metabolic process. The transcript is spliced from 4 exons. Gene Ontology annotation, molecular function: ketohexokinase activity.
AUGCUAAGUUUCAGUAUCAUUUUAAAUAUAAAAAUAACUUUAAAAAUUAUCAGAAUAUUUGCCGAGAGUCAAAGGUUAAGUAAACUUAAUCGAUACAUAUGUAUUACACCUAAUCCUACAGAUAAUAAAGGAAAAAUUCAAUUAAAUGAAAAAUAUGUGGAAUCAAAUCAACAAAAAAUUCUUUGCGUUGGAGUAAGCUGUUUAGAUAUUGUACAAACGUGCAAACAAUAUCCUGUAGAAGAUUCUGACCAAAGAUCUAUAGAAUGUAGAUGGCAAAGAGGAGGUAAUGCAUCUAACUCUUGCACAGUUCUUUCUCAAUUAGGAAGCUCAUGUGAAUUUUUUGGUACUUUAAGUGCUGAAGAACAUUUAAAUUUUUUGCAAAAUGAUAUGCAAAAAUAUAAUAUUGACUUUUCUCACUGUCCUAUGAUAAAAAAAAUAGGAUGUCCUAUAUCUACUAUUAUUCUAAGUCUAAGCUCUGGUUCUCGUACGAUUGUACAUCAUAAUCCAAAUUUGCCAGAGUUAACAUUAAAAAAUUUUGAACAAUUACAUUUAGAAGAUUAUAGUUGGAUUCAUUUUGAGGGUAGAAAUUUGAACGAAGUUUUAUCUAUGAUGCAAUGUGUGGAAAAUUAUAAUAAUAUGCUGAAUUAUAGUCAAGAUAAUAAAGAGAUAGAUAUAAAUCAAGCACCAAUUACUAUCAGUGUAGAAUUAGAAACUCCAAAACAAGAAUUAUUAGAUUUAUUACCUUAUGUUGAUUUAGUAUUUAUAGCUAAAGAUUUUGCUCAAAGUAGAGGAUAUGAAAAUAUGAGUGAAACACUGAAAAAUAUUGGCGAAGAAGCUAAAUCAGGAGCAACUCUUAUAUGUGCUUGGGGUGAUAGAGGUGCUAUGGCAAGAACUCCUGACAAUAUUAUAGUACAAUCACCUGCAUUUCCACCACAAAAAGUUGUGGACACUUUAGGAGCUGGAGAUACUUUCAAUGCUGCAGUAUUACAUUUUUUAAAUAAAGCAAAAUUGGAAUUUAUCAGAAAACAAAAUCUACGAUCAAAUGAAGCAACUAGUGUCUUACAUACAGAUAUAAAAAUGGAACGUAAUAUUAAAAUGAAUUAUAAUAUUGAAAGUUUAGAAUGUAGUCAUACAGAAUUUAUUACACAAAAUGUUUUGCAAGGAGCUGUGACUUUUGGUUGUCAAGUAGCUGGUACCAAAGUUGGCUUAAAGGGAUAUGAUAAAUUAGAUGAAAUUUUUAAAAAUGCCUUAUGUCAAAUUAAAUAAAAUGUGAUAUAAUGUUAUUAUAUUAUAAUAUAAUGAAUUUUAUAUAAAAUAAUAUUAUGUACAUAUUUCAAUGCUAUAUUAAAAGACACAAAAAUAAAUAAAUUUUUUAUCUAUUUUCAAAAUCAAA